Messenger RNA from Styela clava, 2412 nucleotides. The record is from RefSeq and is a predicted model, not a curated record. NCBI's taxonomy places the organism in Eukaryota, Metazoa, Chordata, Ascidiacea, Stolidobranchia, Styelidae.
ACUGACUGUCAACACAGCGGAUUUCCUUGCGGAUUGACCGAAUCUGCAUUUGAGUGUAGCAGUUCGCGGUGCAACACGUUUUGUUUAAACUGUACGGCAUUCAGAAUAGCGCAAUGUUGUCUUCUGGAAGAAGGAUAAUAUUUACCGGGUUAAAGCAACACAGGUUGCAAAUAACUGCGAGAAGUAUAUCAGUUCAGAAUGAACCGAUUUAUGACUUUACUCCUGGAUCAAAAGAAAGACAAGAUGUUUUGGAUGCUUUGAAAUUAGUUGAAUCUCGUGUUGAAGACAUACCUAUUGUUAUUGGCGGUGAACAUGUUAAAACAAACGACAUUCAUUAUCAAGUCUCGCCGUAUGACCACAAGCAAAAAAUUGCAAAGUUUUGUUAUGCUUCUUCUGACCUCAUAAACAAAGCUAUUGAAAACUGUCUUUCUGUUCGGGCUGAAUGGGAAAGAAAACCAGUUGAAGAUAGGGUUCAAGUAUUUUUAAAAGCAGCUGAUAAAAUUGCUGGAGAAAAAAGAGCAGAAGUGUUGGCUACUACAAUGGCGGGACAGGGUAAAAGUAUCAUACAAGCAGAGAUUGAUGCCGGUCCGGAGUUGGUGGAUUUCUUCAGAUUUAAUGCAAAAUAUGCCCUGGAUAUGGUUCAAGAACAACCUAUUAGUCCAAGUCCAGAUGUAUAUACGAAUACCACAGAAUACAGGGGCCUUGAAGGAUUUGUUGCUGCUAUAUCACCUUUCAACUUCACAGCAAUUGGGGGAAACUUAGCUGGAAGUCCUGCAAUGAUGGGAAAUGUUGUACUGUGGAAACCAAGUGACACAGCUAUGUUGUCAAACUGGUCUGUUUACAAAAUAUUAGAAGAGUGUGGACUACCCCCUGGUGUUAUACAGUUCUUGCCUGCUGAUGGACCAACCUUUGGUGACACAAUUACGGCUUCUGAGCAUCUCGCUGGCAUAAAUUUUACAGGGAGUGUCCCGACAUUCAGUCGUUUGUGGAAGCAAGUUGGAGAAAAUCUUCACAAAUACAGAACAUUUCCAAGGCUGGGAGGUGAAUGUGGAGGAAAAAAUUUCCAUUUCAUAAAAUCUGGAGAUAUUGAAAACAUUGUCAAUGGAACUAUCCGUUCAGCGUUUGAAUACAGUGGUCAAAAAUGUUCUGCAUGUUCUCGGGCCUAUAUUGCUGAAUCUAUGUGGCCAAAAGUAAAAGAAGCUCUUGUUGAGGCGCAGAAGAAAUUAAAAAUAGGGAAUCCAUCAGAUCUCAGUGUUUUUAGUUCAGCCGUGAUUGAUGGAAACUCGUUUGAGAGAAUUCGUUCUUAUCUAGAGCACGCUCAUCAAUCACCUGAUAUUGAAGUAUUAGCAGGCGGAACUUGUGACGAUUCAAAAGGUUAUUUUGUGCAACCUACGAUUCUUCUGUCUAAAAAUCCAGAUGAAAAACUCAUGAAAGAGGAAAUUUUUGGGCCUGUUCUCACAUGUUAUGUUUACAAAGACUCCGAUUACAAAGAUGUUUUAAAGUUAAUUGAUAGUACUUCACCAUAUGCUCUGACCGGAUCUAUAUUUUGCGACGAUGAAACUGUUAUUGAUGAGGCAAAAGAAGUGUUGCGUAAUGCUACUGGAAACUUGUAUAUAAAUGAUAAAUCAACAGGAUCCGUCGUUGCACAGCAAUGGUUCGGGGGAGCGAGGAAAUCUGGCACCAAUGACAAGCCCGGUGGUCCAUAUUAUCUUGUCAAAUGGGUGUCACCUGUUGUUGUGAAACGAACCUUUCAACCAUUGAAAGAUUGGUCUUAUCCAUCCAUGGUAGACGGAAGAUAAUGAAUUAACUUGGUUUCAAUAUAAUCGUACCGUUAUCAAUCCAACUUCCGAAGAGCAAUAUUUAUUCAAUAUAAAAGUUUCAGAUUUUAUUCUUUCUAAUGAAAUUAUAGAAGCUAUGUCAACAAAAGUUCCCUAUUAUGUUUGUAAAUGUUUGGUGUAUUGGUGUCUUUUUUUUAAAUGGGCUCCAUGGAUAAUGAGCUUGCAAUCAUUGUGCCACUUGCCAUGGGUCCCAACUGAGUGUAUAUAAGACCAUUUGGAGAAACUAAACCAAUCCUUAAACAAACUUGACAUGACCCAAAUAUCGCAUCAUUCUUGACAAAGAUAUUGUAAUCAACUGAAAAUUCUCCCAAUAGAGAAUCAAGGUAAUGAAAAGUGGAUUCUAUAAUCCGACUCAAAAUGUGUAGCAACGAAGUCUGUGUUGUGUCUGAAUGGUUUUACCUAUGUAUUUGUUGUUUAAUAUUGUUAGAGUUAUGUAAAUUUGUAUCCUGUAACAAAACUCUGUGUCCUUGUGGGAAGGUGUCUAAAUUUUUACCACAUUGCUUGAUGUCCAGACUGAUCAACUGCUAAGUGUCAAAUAGAUUUUUUUUUCAAUAAAUAACUCAUAUUAUUGUAA